This is a messenger RNA of Chaetomium globosum CBS 148.51, 432 nucleotides long. RefSeq lists its product as uncharacterized. The transcript is spliced from 2 exons. The coding region runs from base 1 to 432 and encodes 143 amino acids. NCBI's taxonomy places the organism in Eukaryota, Fungi, Ascomycota, Sordariomycetes, Sordariales, Chaetomiaceae. The record is from RefSeq and is a predicted model, not a curated record.
AUGGGUCAGGCAGAUGAGGUUGAUUGGCAAGCGUCAACUUGCGUCAACGAUUUUUUUUUGCGCGCCCCGCACUCCAGCGUGCCUUGCACCUCACCUUGCGGAGCUUGCAGCGGCCAGAGCGGUCCAUCCACGGACCAACAACAAGCACCAAACGAUAGGGAAAACGUCGAUUUGGAUCUGAAACUCACGACCUACACGGCAGGUGGAAAGGUGGCAGGUGGCAUCAAGGAUGCCAAUGUCCCGCAGAAAGGCGAAAAUACACCAACUCAAAAGAGAGUGAAACAGAAUGGUGGGAGUGUCCCAUCUCUCGGGCCUUGCCCUGCCUUGGCUGCGCCGGGUGAGACAGGAGCCGUCUUGGUCCUGCUGUGGACAUUGAAGCGAAGCUGUCAAUUCCCCGGGAUACGGUCUCCCCAAUCGCCUCCAAUAUUCUAG